UUUUAUUAUUCUGGAGCUUGUUUUGUUGACAUUUAACAAAUAACCCAAUUAUUUUGUAUCUUCUUGUUAAAAAUUAUUUUGUUGCCUGCCAGUAACUUAAACUGCUUUAAAAACGUCUGAAUAAUCAGUGAAGUAGGAAUACCAAUCAUUAAUCCGCUACGAUUAGGUUACUGCACAUAUCUCUAACUCCUGGUACGUAUAUAUACCACCUGCUUUAACAUUUGUUUUUAUUGGUUAUUGUUUAUAUCAGAAUGAAGAGCUAUUAUUUACUUAAAAACAUUAAGCAGUUGAUUUUUGUAACGGUGAAAUGCUGUGUUUUCUUUGCGGUACGAACUGUGAGUCUUAAUUAUUAUUUAGACGAGUUUCGACUGAAAAGAAUUAAGCUUUAUGAAUGAUUAAAAUUUUCAUUCAACAUCGAUAAUAACCAAAGAAUCGAUAGAUCAACAGAAUAUUUCGAGAGAUUGCUACAUCAUUUUUAUUUACGCAGUCGGACCAAAUCAUACAUAACCUCGAUAGAGAGUGAGGUUGAUCGUAUAUUCUAAAAGAGAUUUAGUUGAACCAGCCUAGAGAGGGCGCUAGACGUCCCGUCUAGCAGCGUCUAUGUGCAGUAGCUGCUCUGUCCCAGUCUGGAUCAGGCGAGGUCUGGUGAUACACAUUCUAAGAGUCGCGAUAGGUUAUGUGGUAUGUAAUACGUGAAUAAUGAAUGGUGACAAUAAAAAAGAACUAGGAUUAACCACUGGCUCCAGACCGACUCUGUGGUCCAAAUUACGAUCAGCCCUCGGACAUGUUGGGUUAUUUGUGACACUUAUGAUCUACACUGCUGUUGGUGGCAUGGUUUUCAACGAAUUAGAAUCUCCGGCAGAAGUGUCGUUGCUGAAAGAUUUGCAGAUUAGUGUCCUCAAGGAGCGGCAAUUUUUGAUACACACUAUACUUAACCACACUAUCUUAAAUUCGGAAUAUGAUCACAGUGACCGGUUACGUAACCUGACUUCAUUAGUAUCUCAUAAGUUGAGUGACUAUGAAAAAGUCGUCCAGGAGGCCGUGAGAGGUGGAGUCUCACUGCCACAAGAUCCUAAUAAUCCAGCACCACAGCCGACUAGAUGGAACUUCCUUCAGGCUGUAUUCUUUGCCUCAACCGUACUCACAACUAUUGGUUACGGUAACAUUGUACCGGCGACGUUCUCGGGACGUGUGUUCUGCAUUGUGUUCGCGCUGGUGGGGAUUCCCCUGACGCUGAGCGUCAUAGCGUCGAUGGGCCAUAUCUUCGCGACUGCCGUGUCGUCCCUGUACGCACGCGUGAGAAAGCAUCUGCCACCCGCUCCUGGCAUCCUAACGCGCGUCAGCAUUGCAGCUCGUCGUUCGCUGAUGGCCGUCGCCGCCAUCCUAUUCCUCUUCCUGUACCUGGCUGCAGGUGCGGGUCUCUUCAUGCUCUGGGAAGAAGACUGGACCUUUUUCGAAGGCUUCUACUUCUGUUUCGUCACCAUGACUACCAUUGGCUUUGGUGACCUCGUCCCAAAGAAGCCUAAAUACAUGCUGUUGUGCACGUUGUAUAUCCUAGUGGGCCUAGCCCUCACUUCCACCAUCAUAGAGCUGGUUCGGCGACAGUAUGCGCAAUCAUGGCGACAGCUCCAGGCAUUGUCAGGUCCUUUGGCCGACACCCUGAGGCGACUGGGAGAAAGUGCAGGGGGCGGUAUUGACGUAGCUGCACUACACAGGAUGCUAACAAUAGUCAGCGUUCCACGGCGCAUACAGUCUGGCGAGUCAGGAGCCAAGGCACGCCGACAGUGGGAAGAAGCCAUGGCAGCCAUGAUACGGGACAUCGCGGCGAGCCCAAAACAGCCACCGAAGGUCGUCCAAAUCGUCAUAUACGAGUCCUCGGUUUGACUCCCUUUGAGAGCCUCAUAUGCCAUUAUGUUUAUUCUCACACAAUGAAGUUUCCCGCCUGCAAACACAGAAUGGACUAAUCGUAUAUGAUCCAUUGAUUUUUACCAUCCGAAAUUAAGUUGGUUCGUGGUUAUGAAAUGUCUUGUAGGUAAUUAUGUGUCGCAUCGGAAUUAAUCAACAUUGUCAGUGUAAAACAGACUACAAAAUGUAAAUUAAGUGACAGGGCUAUUAUCAUAUGCUUGUUACUUAGCUGUAAAUAAUAAAAUAAAUAAUAAAAUAUGC
Molecule: messenger RNA, 2166 nt
Organism: Zootermopsis nevadensis
Lineage: Eukaryota; Metazoa; Arthropoda; Insecta; Blattodea; Termopsidae
Product: potassium channel subfamily K member 15
Biological process (GO): stabilization of membrane potential; potassium ion transmembrane transport
Cellular component (GO): plasma membrane
Molecular function (GO): potassium ion leak channel activity; outward rectifier potassium channel activity
Source: RefSeq, a predicted model, not a curated record